Falco peregrinus (peregrine falcon) is the source of this 564-nucleotide messenger RNA. It is a transcript of the gene RPL31, whose product is annotated as ribosomal protein L31. Bases 147 to 524 code for a protein of 125 amino acids. Gene Ontology annotation, cellular component: cytosolic large ribosomal subunit; ribosome. Gene Ontology annotation, molecular function: structural constituent of ribosome. Lineage: Eukaryota; Metazoa; Chordata; Aves; Falconiformes; Falconidae. The transcript has 5 exons. The record is from RefSeq and is a predicted model, not a curated record. Gene Ontology annotation, biological process: cytoplasmic translation.
CGCCCACCGGCGCCUCGCACCCCCCGGUGCGCGCCUCCGGCUGGCGCCGGCGCACUCGGCCCCCGCGCGCAUCCCGGAAGGGCUCCCGGCUCCCACAGCCCCUUGCGCGCUCUUUUCCGGCCUGUGCCCGGGCAGGCGUUGCUCAGAUGGCUCCUGCAAAGAAAGGUGGCGAGAAGAAGAAGGGACGCUCUGCCAUCAAUGAGGUGGUGACUAGGGAAUAUACCAUCAACAUCCACAAGCGGAUCCAUGGCGUGGGCUUCAAGAAACGAGCACCACGUGCUCUCAAAGAGAUCCGUAAAUUUGCGAUGAAGGAAAUGGGUACUCCUGAUGUUCGUAUUGACACCAGAUUGAACAAAGCAGUCUGGGCUAAAGGAAUAAGGAAUGUUCCUUACCGUAUCCGUGUGCGUUUGUCCAGAAAGCGCAAUGAGGAUGAAGAUUCACCAAACAAGCUGUACACGCUGGUUACCUAUGUACCAGUCACAACAUUCAAAGGUCUACAGACAGUCAAUGUGGAUGAAAAUUAAGCAGAUUUUAAUUACAAUAAAAGGAUAAAAAGAAAGUUUA